GAAGAAGAAGAAGAAGAAGAAGAAGAAGAAGAAGAAGAAGAAGAAGAAGAUCCCCGCUCUUUCUAACCUGAAUCCAGAAGGAGUCUCGUCGCGACUGUUCUCUCUCUCUCUGUUCCAUCACCUGUGUGUCUGGAUAAACGUAGACUGGACUUUGUGCCCUUUUUUCUGAAGCGUUUACCUGGGACUAUAGGAGCUAGCUUAGCAUGCUAUCUGGAAACACCAGAGCAACACGAGUCAGAGUGAGAGUUUGAUGGAGAGGAACAGUGCGUUUAACGGAGUGUGCAGGAAAAGGUGAUUUAGUCAACAUGAGUACAGUCCAAAUGCUGCUCGCGUUGAAGAAGCAGCAACUCACUGCUUCUGCUGAAGAGAUGUUUGCUCUGUUUGAAAAAACGAUAGCAGAGUACGAGGAGAAACUGUGUCGUUCAAAAGAGAAGAACGAGAGACUCCAGAAACUACUGGACUCUGUUUUACAGCCCCAGCUUCGGAUUCACAAAGCAGACGUCCGGCAGCUGGUGGUGGUUAAGGAAGAGGUUCUCCCUGAACGGCAGGAGUGGAGCUCCAAUCUGGACCAGGAAGACCCGGAGCCCCCCCCACACAUUAAACAGGAACAGGAGGAACUCUGGAGCAGUCAGAAGAGAGAGGAGCUUCAAGAGCUGGAGGAGGCUGAUAUCACCAAGUCUACAUUCACUCCUGUCCCUGUGAAGAGUGAAGAUGAUGAGAAACCUCAGUCCUUACAGUUUCAUCAAAUACAGGCUGAACACAUGGAAACAGGAACUGAUGGAGAGGACUGUCGAGGACCACAACCAAACAGGAACUCGGAUCCAGAGAGCGGUUUACAACCACAGACUGAGGACAACACUCAAGACUGUUCUGAGCCAGACACUCAAGACUCUUCUGAGCCAGACACUGAAGACUCUUCUGAGCCAGACACUGAAGACUCUUCUGAGCCUGACACUGAAGACUCUUCUGAGCCUGACACUGAAGACAGUGCUGAUUGGAAGGAGACCAGAGAACCUGCGUCAGGCUCAAACUCACUGAAAAAUAAACAAGAAUCUGUCAGUGAUUCAAGAUGCAGUGCUGGAAAGAAACCUUUUGACUGCUCAGUUUGUAAGAAAUCUUUUAUAAAUAGUCGAAUUUUAAAGACACACAUGAGAAUCCACACAGGCGAGAAACCAUUCAGCUGCUCAGUUUGUAAGAAAUCGUUUACACAGAGUGAACAUUUAAAGGCACACAUGAGAAUCCACACAGGAGAGAAACCAUUCAGCUGCUCAGUUUGUAAGAAAUGUUUUACAACGAGUGGAAGUGUUAAAAUACACAUGAGAAUGCACACAGGCGAGAAACCAUUCAACUGCUCAGUUUGUAAGAAAUCUUUUACACGGGGUGAACAAUUAAAGGCACACAUGAGAAUCCACACAGGAGAGAAACCAUUCAGCUGCUCAGUUUGUAAGAAAUCUUUAACAGACAGUCGAAGUUUAAAGGAACACAUGAGAAUCCACACAGGCGAGAAACCAUUCAGCUGCUCAGUUUGUAAGAAAUCUUUUAUAAAGAGUAGAACUUUAAAGGCACACAUGAGAAUACACACAGGCGAGAAACGAUUCAGCUGCUCAGUUUGUAAGAAAUCUUGUAAAGAGAGUGGAAGUUUAAAGGCACACAUGAGAAUCCACACAGGCGAGAAACCAUUCAGCUGCUCAGUUUGUAAGAAUUCUUUCACACAGAGUGAACAUUUAAAGGCACACAUGAGAAUCCACACAGGCGAGAAACCAUUCAGCUGCUCAGUUUGUAAGAAAUCUUUUAUAAAUAGUCAAAGUUUAAAGGCACACAUGAGAAUCCACACAGGCGAGAAACCAUUCAGCUGCUCAGUUUGUAAGAAUUCUUUUACACGGAGUGAUAAUUUAAAGGCACACAUGAGAAUCCACGCAGGAGAGAAACCAUUCAGCUGCUCAGUUUGUAAGAAAUCUUUUAUAAAUAGUCAAAGUUUAAAGGCACACAUGAGAAUCCACACAGGCGAGAAACCAUUCAGCUGCUCAGUUUGUAAGAAUUCUUUUACACAGAGUGAACAUUUAAAGGCACACAUGAGAAUCCACACAGGCGAGAUACCAUUCAGCUGCUCAGUUUGUAAGAAAUCUUUUACACGGAGUGAUAAUUUAAAGGCACACAUGAGUAUCCAUGCAGGAGAGAAACCAUUCAGCUGCUCAGUUUGUAAGAAAUCGUUUACACAGAGUGGAACUUUAAAGGCCCACAUGAGAAUCCACACGGGAGAGAAACCAUUCAGCUGCUCAGUUUGUAAGAAAUCUUACAAAGAGAGUAGAAGUUUAAAGGCCCACAUGAGAAUCCACAAAUGAGAAAAGCCAUUCAGCUGCAGUGUUUGAUUUACAUGGCGUAGUCAUUUGAAAAGGCAGAAGUGUGUUGGCCUUCAACCCUCACGGCUUCAAUCAAACUCACACUGAGGAUAACAGAGUUUUCAGACUCGUUCAGAGCAUGAUACUGUUUUUUGUUUCUAAAUGUUGUGUAUCAUUUUCUUCCUGUUAAUAAACUGUUCUAAAUAAA
Molecule: messenger RNA, 2547 nt
Organism: Eleginops maclovinus (Patagonian blennie)
Lineage: Eukaryota; Metazoa; Chordata; Actinopteri; Perciformes; Eleginopidae
Product: zinc finger protein 431-like
Source: RefSeq, a predicted model, not a curated record